AUUGGCUCGGGUUGCCGCUUUUUCUCCUCGCGUUGUAUGUGCUGAUGACCAGUUUUUAUUCGUCAACCAUUCUGCACAUCAUUGGUUCGGUAUUGUGUGGUGUUCUUAUGGUUGCUGCAAUAUGUGCCAUUGGUUUACAAAGCUCUGUAUGGUACAUUGCACUUGAUCUCGCUAAUAUAGUGAACAGUGCUCAAUGUACGGACGCUUACAAUGCGGUUGGUUCCAAUCCACGCUGCAACUGCUAUCGACAACUCCACUACAGCGAUACUGACGAUCUGGAUGAUGACGAAACACUGCUCAGUCUUAUGUCGUGUUCAGAAACAAAGCAUUUCCCGGCAAUAGUGAGCGCAAUGGCCAUCCUAUCAGCCAUUGCUUAUCUCGUAUGUCAGGCGACAUGCUUUGUGUAUGCUGCUAAAUUAUGGGGAUCUUUGAAUACGGCUAAAGACGAUGAGAACAUUUUUCACGAGACCACAAGUCAACAGGUUUUGCUCAAUGAGCAUCCAAUAUAAUGUAUCGUUUAUUAAUGUAUUUGCACUACCCUAGCGUCAUGCACAAGGCUUUGAAAUAUCCUGCUUGCAAUAUCUUUCUAUGAUUGUAGAGACCGUACCAAAAUAUAACCACGACCAGAAUUAUUGUAACUGGACAAUUUAAUGUUAUUCUUCAUUACCUCAUUAUGUAUAAACUUUAUCGUUUGGCAUGGUAAGAGUUGUAGCUAUAUACCAACCGUGUAAAGAAACAUAUAUUGAGUGUCUUAAACUCAAUAC
Messenger RNA from Dendronephthya gigantea, 764 nucleotides. RefSeq lists its product as uncharacterized. The transcript has 5 exons. Bases 45 to 509 code for a protein of 154 amino acids. Lineage: Eukaryota; Metazoa; Cnidaria; Anthozoa; Malacalcyonacea; Nephtheidae. The record is from RefSeq and is a predicted model, not a curated record.